AUGACAGACGUCACGUGAUGAUUUUGUUUCCGGUUUUUAAACGAGUCUCCCAUUUGAAUUUAAAUUCAAUCUUUUUAAAUUGAAUAAGAUAGACAAUCUGCCGAAAAUACCUUCAUUGACGUUAAAUAUUUUCAUUUCAUGAAUUUUUUCAUUGCAAAACAACCAUGGAUACCCAUAAAAGAGAAACUGUUAUGUAUUCGCAACUUCAACCGUGGAGUACAGUGGGCGUGUUGCCAUGCAUGGAGCAAGUCACUGGUUCACCUGUUCCUGUCCGGGUUGGUGAAUUUUAUAAAACUCCAAAACCUCAUCCAUGGCGACCUACUAUGGGAUAUGAAAUGGUAGAAGCAGCCUCUUUGCCUGCACAACCUACAACGAACAUGUUAUCAGACACCUGUUACAUGCCUGAUGGAAUGGCCACAGAACCAUUGCGGUUCCCAAAUUUGGUGACCGGUUUUGACCGAAAUCCAGCGCAUGCAGCUCGAGCUGCACUUUUCACCAGAUAUGGACCAUACGAAUGGGUGCAGAACCAAUUGGGUCUUUACAACGAAUCCAACAGUAACAGAAAUUAUUCUGAGAACUUACGUCAAGACACCGUUCGAAUGAUGCGAGAGGCAGACGAGAAGGUACAGAACGGUCAAACGGAAACUGGUCGAAAGUUGGGAGAGAGAAUUACAGACACAACGUUCUGGAGGAAUGAAGUGGCUGCGGAACUGGAACGGUUGAUAAUUGCGAACACAAAGAUGCAGGAAUGCCGUCGUAACUUGCAAAGGGCUAUAGAAAAUUUAGAGGGACAAUUGCACAUAGCUCAGGAGUGUUUAUACCAUCGCGAAGCUAGGACAGGUUCUGACCUGGUGCAUGAUCAGGUUGAACAUGCUCUUCUGAAAGAGGUGGAGGUGGUGAAAAAUUGUCAGAAUAAAUUGGAAAAUUUCACUGAUAAAUGUAUCAAUCAACUUACAAAUAGCAGAGCAGUACAGAAUCAGUUAGAGAUUGAUAUAAGGAACAAGGAAACUGCAUUAGGGAUUGACAUUACUUGUCACCAAAUGAAUAACUUCAGUCGUGGCCUGCAAUAUUACAGUGGCAUUGAAAAAUAUGAUAACAGUGUUACACAAGCAGAGUCAUGGGCUGAAGCUUCGAAUAACGUAGUGAAAAAGUCGCAGACUGAAAGAUCGAAAUCUAGUCAAUUAAUAAGUGACAUUGAAAUUGCGAUAAACGCAGUUGGACAUGAAAUGUGGGAAGCAUGGGGCUUUACGAAUAAUGCGUUAGCUAGGAGGGCAGUAGAAAUUCUUGAAGCGAAAGAAAACUUACAAAUACAUUUACACAAAAUCCAACAAGAAAUAUUUGAGAUUGAAAAGAACUUGCAACUAAUGCAGAAAGCCAUUGCAGAUAAGAGUUCUGCCUUGAAAGUGGCACAUACCCGCCUUGAGAGCAGGAUACACCGGCCUGAAGCAGAGUUAUGUAAAGAUUACGCCCAACUCAGAAUGAUCAAAGAAGUGGAGACUAUAAAUACAAUGAUAAAUGAAAUGAACUUGAAGUUACAAAGAUUUGAAGCGCAACAUCAACAAUUAUUACGGACUAGAUCUAAUCUAGAAACAGACUUGAAAUCUAAAGUCGACGCACUGUUUAUUGACAGAGAGAAAUGCAUGAGUAUGAGAAGAAGCUAUCCAAUUGCGUCAGUUAUUAAGUUUUGAGUUAUUGUACAUAUGACAUGCUUCUAAUUGUAAAUGUAUUAAUAGAAAUAGAACACCCGUAUCAUUACAUUUAUUAUUUUUUUUAUAAUAAUAUACAUUAGACGUAAACAUUUCAUAUAAAAUGAAUUUUCUUUUUAAUAUAAAAACAGUAAAAAUAUUUUUGCUCUUCUUAAUCCGUAUAUUUCGUUAACAUUAAUAAAGAAUUUACUGAUACCCAAACCAAUAACAUGUAAGAUUACUUUUAUUAACGUAAUAUCUUUAGAUUUAUAAUAAUCUAAUGCUGAUAUAUAUAAUAGUAUCACAUGAAUCAUAUAUAUAUAUAUGUGUGUAUAUAUAUAUACCAAGUUU
Molecule: messenger RNA, 2036 nt
Organism: Nomia melanderi (Alkali bee)
Lineage: Eukaryota; Metazoa; Arthropoda; Insecta; Hymenoptera; Halictidae
Product: tektin-3
Biological process (GO): cilium movement involved in cell motility; cilium assembly
Cellular component (GO): nucleus; microtubule cytoskeleton
Source: RefSeq, a predicted model, not a curated record